Acipenser ruthenus (sterlet) is the source of this 8814-nucleotide messenger RNA. RefSeq names its product serine/threonine-protein phosphatase 2A regulatory subunit B'' subunit alpha-like. Gene Ontology annotation, biological process: protein dephosphorylation. The coding region runs from base 934 to 4446 and encodes 1170 amino acids. Lineage: Eukaryota; Metazoa; Chordata; Actinopteri; Acipenseriformes; Acipenseridae. Gene Ontology annotation, molecular function: calcium ion binding; protein phosphatase regulator activity. The record is from RefSeq and is a predicted model, not a curated record. The transcript is spliced from 16 exons. Gene Ontology annotation, cellular component: protein phosphatase type 2A complex.
UAGCGUCACUAAAGAUUUCCGCCCACAAACUGGCUGUCAGGCACUCCCUGUCAGGCCCUUGUGAGCGCUACAGUUUCUUUAUGAGCUGUAGCGGCGUGCACGGUCUGUUCAGAACGCGAACACAGCAAGCCUUCUCUCCGCUAGCACUGCGCUUACUGGUGUCGCCCCUAAACUGUAAACCACUUGGUGCUCUUUCUUCUUUGAUAAGCAAGUCUGCGACAGCGUUGCAAAGGGAACAUUUCAGUUAUGGAUUUUGUUCAUCAACAGAGAACCCACAGCAUGACUUGAUACUGAAACACGCUCAAAAUGGAAUGCUGAGAUGAAUCUGUGGAAUGUGGCCUCCCCUUUUCUCUACUGUAUUUGUAAAUAGAUGUGCUUCCUCUCCAGAUUUUAAGGUAUGCCUCUUAGCCUACAAAGCCAGACUAAACAAAAGGCCUGAAAGGGGGAUUUUUAUGCUUUCUACGACAUCUGCAAUACAGAUUAAGACAUCUGUCACUCAGCAGGAGAUUCCUCUCGACUGGAAAAGAAAAUAUUGCUGCAUGCCAGCAGGUUUCUGCUUUUGAAACUGUGAUGUUCUUAGGGGCUAUGGACAGGCCUAUUUCCUGGCCUCUGACCGCGGUUUUAAGAAAUGGGUAGCAAUUCCUUGAUGGUGGACAGUGCACUGUAUUCACUAAGCAUGGAACAUGCUCUAAUGAAUGAAAUGUAACUGAGUGGACUGGUUUCUGCUGACACAGGACAAGCAGCUGUAAUUCGACCGCACAUCCCACUGCAGGCCUCAAGAGGUUUCUCACAUCUUGUGUUCUUUAUGAAGCACAAAGCUGAAGUUUGGGGCCUAUAUAAUUUUUACAGUUUUUUAAAAUGAUAUUUUGAUUACACGUUUCUAAAGAACAUUUUUAUGCCUAUUUAAAGACUGAAAGCCGUGAGACAAAGACUAUGGCAGCAGCGUACCGCAUUGUGGUUAGCACUACUAAUUGUUAUAACAGUGUUGUCAUUGAUCGUCGCUUUCAGCACACUGUACAUUACUGUAAUGGACCCUGUCAGGUCCACAAACAUGGUGUUGUGUGCACCGUGGCCCAUCGCAGCACUUGCUCAGAGCUGCUGAAUACUACAGCUGAGCCUGCAACUGGUGGCCGACCUUUUAGUACUCAAGACCUCAGCAAUACAUUUUCAGCUGUUGAAAAUGGCACUGCUGUCCCUGGAGAUACAAGUGAGGAUUAUCACCAGAUCAUGCAGGGUGCUCCCAGGGUCAAAAAGGGAUUAACUAUUCAGAGUUCCACCAGCCUUAAGGACAUAACGGGUGAUGCCAUAAAUCUAGCCAGUGGGAAGAUCAAGGAGUUCUCUUUUGAGAAAAUAAAGUACUCCACCAGCCAUGUUACUUUUAGGAAAGGGAGAAAAGUGAGACCAGAGUCCUUCAGCAGAAGGUCCACUGAUCUUGACAUAAUUUAUGGGCACUUCAGCAGUGAUGAGAACUGCCCACCAUUUGGCUUUGUACAGAAGUCCAUGAUGGAAGAGCACAAGUUGAGUCGCAGUAGUUCCCUGGAGCAAAACAUCAACAAUAUUCCAGUACUGUACCUGAAUAGCUUGACUGAAGAGAAUCUGAUAGCAAAGAUUCUGGAAAAGGCCAAGGCAGACAGCAGUGCUUCGGGGGAAGAGAUCAAGGCUUGUCUGGACAUCCUUCUCAAAUGCUCGGAAGACCUGAAGAAAUGCACUGACAUUAUUAAGCAGUGCAUCAAGAAUAAAUCCAUGAGUGGGGACAGCGACGGUUCAUUCACAAACCCAGAGGUGAUCUACAGAAGCGUGAUGGCAAGGCUUUCAAGCUACCUGAAGAAGCUUCCCUUUGAUUUUGAACAUGUGCAACAUGGGCGAUCGGAGCACAGUGACUUAGCCGAACUUGUAAAUAGUUUUCAUGGAUUGCAGCAAACUCCCUUUUCCCCCAUAUUUGGUAAUGAACAGCCACCCAGAUAUGAAGAUGUGGUCCAUUCCCCACCUUUAACUAAAACUCUACCUCCCUUAUCUACUUUGGAACUCCAAGAAAUCCCUCAAGACUCAGCGAAUAAUGGAAAAUCAGUACAAAGCUUUGCCAACCUGCAAUGUAAUACUAUUUCCCCCAACAGUGUUCGUAUGAACUCGACUGCUGUUAAUAGUUCCAGUGCCCUACCUCAAGCCCUAAAAAUAAACCGUUCAGACAGCUAUUCCUCUACAAACUCAUUGCUGUCAAGUAGCAGUGAUAGCAUAUGUAAGGAAUCCAUGGUAGCAUUGUAUAUAGAGGAAGAACAUGACGUAGGGAAAGUGCUAGACAAGGAGCUACGAGGGGAAGGGAAAUUCAGCCAGGGGUUCAUGGAGGUCAGACAGUUGCCUAAAAAGCCAAUUGCUCUGAUGGAAACUGGUGACAGUACUGCUAAACUGUCAGGAAACAUCAAGAAUGGGACUACCUUUAAACCAAAUUUGGAGCCAUUUGCACUGCCUGGAGCCAGCAAGCCAUAUGUGUCUCUUAAGAAUCUCUACACAGAACCAAGAGCUUUCCAGGAACCCAGUCAAAGCAAUGACCAGGAUGACAUUGACAAAUUGCUAAUGGAUUUAGAGUGUCUUUCCCAAAAAAUCGAACUAGAACCAUGUCUCAAUGGGAAAAGCGCUGAGCUCAAGAACUGCAGCCAGCAGGCAGGUCCGCACCAGCACUUGUCCUUUGACUCCGGAAGCAGUCAACCUCCAAUGGACUCUCUCACCCCAUCCUCGUCCAAAAAGGACACAAACAGGCAUGGCUACACUACAAACGAGGAGGAGGAUGGGGCUCUCUUGCUGCGUAUUUUAGAGAGUAUUGAAAACUUUGCUCAGGAACUUGUUGAAAGCGGGACAGGCAAGGGCAGGUUGUCCCGAGAAGGGGAAGUAAUGCGUCUUCUCCAAGAAACCGUGGCAAACACUGGCAAGUCUGAGCAGAAUCUACAAACUAGCUGCAAACCUACAGCUAUCCGAGACACUGGACCAACUCUGUCAAUCCAGCAGACACCGGAAGUCAUCAAGGUCCAAAUCAAGCAAGAGAAGAAACCUGGAACUCCUCCCCCAGCACCUGCAGUCUCCGCCCCCAGUCCACGCCCACCGACCCCUCCACCAGUAAACAAGGUGGUCAUCACUGCCCCCAUCUCCAUAAACAUUCCACGCUUCUAUUUCCCCAAAGGACUUCCAAACCCUACUGCCAACCUCGACGAGACCCUUGCCAAGAUUGAAGCAGCGUUCGCAGUGUUAGAGGAAGAGAAAGCUGAUAUUUAUGAAAUGGGAAAGAUCGCCAAGGCAUGCAAUUGUCCGCUAUAUUGGAAGGCCCCGAUGUUUAAUGCUGCUGGAGGUGAAAGGACAGGAUUUGUUUCAGUCCACGCAUUCAUAGCGAUGUGGAGGAAGUUAUUGCGCAGCUGCUAUGACGAUGCAUCAAAGUUUGUUUACCUAUUAGUCAGACCUGGCUGUGCCUACCUUGAACAGGAAGACUUCAUCCCAUUAUUACAGGAUAUUGUGGACACUCAUCCAGGUUUGACGUUUUUGAAGGAUGCCCCUGAAUUCCAUUCUCGGUACAUUACCACGGUAAUUCAGCGGAUAUUCUACACAGUCAACAGAUCCUGGUCAGGGAAAAUCACCAUGACUGAGCUGAGGCGGAGCAACUUCCUGCAAACCCUUGCUCUUCUGGAGGAGGAGGACGAUAUCAACCAGAUUACAGAUUAUUUCUCCUACGAACACUUCUACGUGAUCUACUGUAAAUUCUGGGAGCUGGACACAGACCAUGAUCUUUUCGUUGACCAGAAGGACCUGGCCAGGUAUAACGAACAUGCUUCAUCGAAUAGAAUUACUGAGAGAAUAUUCUCUGGAGCAGUAACAAGGGGGAACUCUGUGCAGAAAGAAGGCCGGAUGAGCUAUGCAGAUUUUGUCUGGUUUCUGAUCUCUGAAGAGGAUAAGAAGAAUCCCACCAGUAUUGAGUACUGGUUCAAGUGCAUGGACCUCGAUGGGGACGGAGUGCUGUCCAUGUAUGAGCUGGAGUACUUCUAUGAGGAGCAAUGCGAGAGAAUGGAGGGGAUGGGCAUCGAACCGCUGCCAUUCCACGACCUGCUCUGCCAGAUGCUGGAUCUAGUGAAAUGUACAGACCAAGGUAAAAUAACUCUUCGGGAUCUGAAGCACUGCAGAAUGGCACAUAUAUUCUACGACACCUUCUUUAACUUGGAGAAGUACCUGGACCAUGAACAGAGAGAUCCAUUUGCUGUGCAAAAGGAUGUAGAGAACGAUGGUCCCGAGCCCUCAGACUGGGAUAAAUACGCAGCUGAAGAAUACGAGAUCCUGGUGGCUGAAGAGACGGCUAAUGAGCAGUUACAGGAAGGUACAUUUGAAGAUGAUGAAUCUGACGAACUCACGGUCGCAUCAGAAAUCGGAAACAAGGUGGACAAACUGGUCAUUUCAGACCUUUCAGCAUAAAACCAAAAACAGAUCACACUGCCAAGCAAUCAGACGAGACUGCCGGUGAAAAGACUGAUCACUGAGCAGUCACACACAAUAAGGGAAUAGACCUUUCUUCUACUUUUUUUUAGCUUGUUCUUUUUCCUUUGGAAGGGAAUUAUGCUUAUUUUUUAUUAUUUUUUUCUUUUUUUUUACAGUUCAAACAACAUUAUGUGUGUGUGUGAGUGUGUGUGCAAUAGAGCUGCCUGUAAAUCUAAAAGCCUUUUUUGUACAAUGUCUUAAUAAGUAAGUCUAGUCGGAAUAUUUGUUCUGUGUUAGUCUGGAGAACAAGGAGCAUUUGGGAUUUAAACUCUGUGAUUAUACUGUCUGUAUACAGUACACUCUGUACCACCUAGUGGUCAUUACUAGUAGCAACUUGUGCACAACCUCCUGCAGCAUCAUUGGUAACAGUUUGGACACACCUGGAUGUCAACAAGAUGUUGGAAGGUCUCCUGCUUUAUCAAGGCACCAUCUUCCAGCAGUUGGGUUGGGGUUGCCUUUCUUCGAUGUUAAAUCUAAAUAUACAGCUAUGGCCAAAAGUUUAGUAUCACCUAGAAUUUUAAUAUUGAGACCUAAUUAAUACUAAUUAGUAUUUAUAUUGUAAAUAUUUUAUUUAACAUCAUGUAAUCAAAUAAACUACAAAAUUAUAUUGCAGAAGUGUACUGGAAGCCAUAAUAGUAGUAUAGUAUUUCAUGUUAGAUUUGGAAAUGUCACAAACUAGAAAGUGGUAUUUAAUUAAAUAUGUUAACGUAACAUUAUUCAGCAGGUUUCAUAGUUAAUUAUAAAGAGUGAUGCAAAACUUUUGGCCAUAGUUAUACGUAUCUGGUUACAAUACAUUCAUUAUCAUAUUAAGCAUAUUUAUUUUUAAAAUGUGCAUACUACCCAUUACUUCUUAUAACAAUGCACAGAUUGCAAAUGUAUGUCAAUUGCACCAGCUAUGUAGUUUACAGAAAUCCACAAUAUGUCAACAUAAGCUAAAGUACUGAUUCAGGGGAAGAGCAACUACUGUUAGUCUACUUGAACCCUUCCUUCUGCCUCGUUCUUGAUUAUUUUAUUUAAUCCUGUAACUCGCUAGCCAGCCCCUAGAGCACAGGAGACUUUGCUCUGCAGCAGAAGAGAGAUUCUUGUUUUCAUCCCAUUUUUAUUUUACUACACCUUAUUUCUGUAAAAAUGUUGUUUCAUCUGCUUCCAAAGAUGUAUUAUGAUUUGGAAGAGAUUUGGUUUAAUCAAGUCUGACCCAGAAUGUAAAUAUACAGGAUUUGUAUUUGAUGUCAGGCCAUCCUCAAUUACUUUAACAGUUGGAGUGAAACUGACUUUCUCCAAUAUUGUAAAAAAAAAAAAAAGUUGAAAAGCUUGUGCUUAGAUGCAAGAUCAUCUCUGCUUCUAUCUGCUAUCGAAUACUGCAGGUUUACAUGUGUAAAUAUACUGUAUAGAUACAUAUACUGUAGAUAGAUAAAUAAGUAUAUGCUGAUCUGGAUAACAAAGAGUUUACAAGGAAGACAUCAAUCCUAAAGUAGUUCACAGGACAGUUCAACGAGUCUUUAAACCUGCACCCAUUACAAUUCAUGUGCCCAAAGCCAGGCUCCUAGUGGGGUCAGCAUGUUCUAGACAGCAUCGCCUUCAUGUUUAUGAAGUGUCUGGCUCAGUAAUAUUGCCUGAAGUUUUAUGCAAGCCCAAUAUGGAAGGUAAGAGCAAUGAGAAAUAGACAAGCAAUAGAAUCAAUUCUGAGAGGGCUAGUUUUAAACUUUUUGUCUUAGAUUUAACUAAAUUGCGCUAAAUUAGAUGAUAUAUAUAUAUAUAUAUAUAUAUAUAUAUAUAUAUAUAUAUAUAUAUAUAUAUAUAUAUAUAUAUAUAUAAAAACAUGUUUUAUAUACUUAUAUUAAGUGGGUAAAAGACAACAUGUAAAGAGAUAAUAUUGAAUCUUUAAAUAUGUAGGUACUUUUAAACUUUAGUCUACAUCCAUAUCUUCAGUGUGGCUUUUUAAUGCAUAUUUGUACAGUCUCCAUUCAUAUGUGAAUAUGGCCCAGCAUCUGUAUAUGUACAUUUGUAUAAUUGACAAAUAGUGUCAUUUUUGUCAGUUGUAUAUUUUGACAUCCCAAACUGUAAGCGUUUCAAUAUUAACAUCAUGCAUCCCUUAUACAAAAGAUGUGAGGGUCUGCCAUCAAGAUACAGCAAAAAGGACAUUGGCACAGUAAUCAUGGUAUACUGUAUGUUUCUCAGUUUCCAUAUUCAUGCCUUUGCUUAUUGUGUACAUGGGCUUUCAGGAUUUACUCAGCCCUUUGACAUGCCAUGAUUUCAAAACCCUGUUGCAGAAGGGCUGCGGUGAUAUUCCAAAACAUCCUUAAAUAUGUUUUAAAUGUUAUUAGUAUUUUUAUUAUUUAAUUAUUUUUUGUCUCAUAAAAUACUAUAUUCAGAAUCCACAUCAGAAAUCUUGGAAGCUCAUAUCUAUUUCAAUGUCAUGCCUGCACUGUGUUCAGUCCAUACCAUUCUCCUGGCUUUGUCAAAAGGGAAGGGAGUCAGCAUCCAUGAAUGUUACUGUAUAAUAAUUUGUUUGUAAGUAGUGUAAAAAAUAAAUGAUAUUGCCAAAGGUGCAAUCUAUAUUGUAAUAUGUGCCACAUGUAGUUGCCAGUAGCCCUCCCAAUAGUAGAACUGCGUUUGGGAGAAUUUUCUAUAGCCUAUAUAAACCACUUUGUAUAUUCCCCCCCUCCCGAGUGAUCGAUUAUGCCACGGAGUGGCAUUGUUGUUGAAAUGUAAUGUUACUUUUACUGCCAUUGUAAAAUCCAUCCAGCUUAAAGGUAGAAUGUAGGUGAACGUUCUGUUUGAACUCACUGUAUGAGGACAAUCAACUGGAUGUUUAAAUGGGUUUUAAUGUAGCACUUUGUGUUAGUUUCAGUAGCCUUCUAAGCAAUAAACCUGCUGUACUGGUAACACACUCACUUGGAUGAUGUGAUCAAACACGUACCAAAUGCCUGAAUCAAGACUUGAGAAGAACGCUAUAAAACAACCAUGUGUACCACAGUAACUUUUUUUUUUUAAAUGGGGUAUAUAGCUGUUUAAGCUAUUGUAAAAACUGCUUAAACAUUGAAUAUUUAAAUGUUAUACCGUUUUUUUUCUUGAGUUUUAAACUGUUUUGGAUGUGUAUCAUUUGUUUUCUGGCAUAUGUUUUGUUUGCAGAAGCUAUAGUGAGACAGUCAGGUGGUAUGCCAUCUUGAGGUUUUUAGUGUUUGUGUUAGCAUGGCUUUAUCUUUGCUGUAUUUCUUUGGAAUUUGGAAAUUUAAUUAAUAAAAUAAAUUAGGUUGUAAACUCCUAUUUGAUUCCAGUAGUAAUGUACCUCAUUGCGUUUAAUUAAAUCAAUCAACAUGUUGUAAUAAUAGACCCGAUGUAUCGGACCAGUGCUAGUCUGCCACAUUUUCCAACUUUCGCUGUGGAAGUGUAGUAAAAAGCCUGCAUCUCUUCCACAGCACAGAGCCUAAUGAGAAUUUUAUUAAUGCAAUCAACUGCAGACUUCAAAAGAAAAAACAUGGGAGUGAAAACAUACUAACACAUGAAAAAUAUAACGGCCUGAUGGCAUUGCAUUUCAUUUCUGUAGUUCUGGCUUCAAAGCACAUAAACUCAAAAUAAAUAAAUCUGGUUGUCUUCUCUUCUUUCUGACAAAAAAAACACUUGCAAUUAGUCCAAGGCAACGUUGCAGGCAGUGUCAAAAACAAAGGCAAAUGAUUUCGAUGGGCAGGGAUACUAAACUGCAGUCUCUUCUCUCCCUAAAAAGUUGUGCCUCCAGAUUAAAUUUAAGAAGUAAAUCAUUUCUUUUCAGAAAAAUCCUGAAUGAGUUUUAUAAAUGGAUGUAAGCAUUCAAGUCAGACUAAAACCAGCCUUCUCAUGUAACAUUCAUAAACUCUGUCAACACAAAAUAACUAGCUGUGUUUUACAAUGUAUUCUGGCUUUUCUGUUUUCCUUUCCCUAUGAAAGAUUCAAUUAAAAAUCUAUUUUGUUAAGUGUUUAUUUAACAGUCCAUAUAUUUUUUGUAAUAAAUCAAUUUCUGCCACUAUUUGCACCAAUUAGCAUAAUCCAUAUCAAACUGUGCUUAAUCAUCUCUCUACCAAAUGAGUAUUUAUUAAAGAUUUUAACUGGCUAAUUAUGUUUACAAUUGCAACCUGUUAAAAUAAUGAAUCUCUGCUAUCAAUCUUUUUGGCACAGCCUGCAGCUUACCCAAUGUCUGUCACUUUUUCAGCCCUUGUGGUAAUUGCUUUUCAUGUGUAAGCCUCAAUGCCUGUAAAUAUGUGUAUGAGAUGCACUAGGAGAGAAUAUAAUAGUAUUCAUGAAUUGUUCAAAUAAACUACUCCAUCAAUA